AUGAGUAGCAAAGAUCAUAAAGCACAGAAGGCAGUGCUCAUUGCUUCAUUGGUGAUACUUAUGAUUGCUUUGGGUACAUCAGUUAUUGCAAUCUUAUCACCUUCAUGGCAAGUGGUCGAUUUACGCGAAUUUCGUGUUGAACAUCAUCAUGGCUUAUGGCAAGAUUGUACUCGUCCGAAUCGUCGUUCAAACUUAUUAAGCACUGAAAGUCACCAGGAAUUACAGUACUCAGCACUAUCCUGUACUUAUAAGUUUGAUCGUGAUGCUCGAGAAAUCAUCGAUGAGAAUUUGUUAGACAUUGAUCAAAAUGGUGCUGCUAUUGAAGCUCAACAUCAUCAAUUUUUUGGCUGGCAGAAAGCUGUCUUGAUAUGUUUCAUCGUGCUGUUCGCAAGCAGUGCACUGGCACUUUUAUGUGGAACUUGCGCACCUUGCAGUAAUAUGAUUGCUGUCUGCUUUACACUUUUUAUUUUCAUCGCAUUUGCAAAUGCAAUAUUUUUUUUUGCUGCUCAUCGAGUCGAUAGUAGGUUCGUACAAGGUCUCAUUGGUACUUACGAGCAAGAAAUUGGUUCGGCUUUCUACUUGUCUAUAACGUCCACAUCACUUCUAUUGUUUUCAUUUCUUCUGGCUUUGAUAUCAACAUAUUAUUUGGUCAGAAACUCGAAUAAAGUACUGCUUCGUGAACUAACUCCGUUAUAUAAUUCUUCUAUGCGACAUACAGUGAUUUGA
Messenger RNA from Thelazia callipaeda (thelaziosis nematode), 726 nucleotides. Lineage: Eukaryota; Metazoa; Nematoda; Chromadorea; Rhabditida; Thelaziidae. The record is from the annotation of a GenBank genome assembly.